Owenia fusiformis is the source of this 1213-nucleotide messenger RNA. Lineage: Eukaryota; Metazoa; Annelida; Polychaeta; Sabellida; Oweniidae. The record is from the annotation of a GenBank genome assembly.
AGCAAGAUAGACACAUAUGGAUUCCAACGCAGUGAGAGUUUUGACUAUACAACAUAUGAGGAAUUCAUGUCUGAUUAUCUUGCUGUUCUUGCCAGACGUGCGGGAAAAUGGCGGAACGUGAUCGACUACAAUUCAAAAGUCGACAGAAAUGCAAAAGUGAAACGGUAUUGCAGAAAGGGUAUUCCUGGUGAACAUAGAGCCAUGGUGUGGAUGUCAAUAAGUGGGGCUGAAGAACAAAUGGCUGGUAACCCAACCUUAUAUUCUACUCUACUUGAAGCCCCUCAGGAUCAAGAACUGGUAGAUACUAUAAAACAAGAUAUUCAUCGUACAUUCCCAGAUAACAUAUUCUUCGGGGACAUGUCAAAUCCACAAACAAUGAGACGACCCCUCCAGAAUGUUUUAAUAGCAUUUGCUCAUCAUAAUAAAGAUAUAGGUUAUUGCCAGGGACUGAAUUUUAUAACUGGCAUGCUCCUGUUAGUUGUGAAAGAUGAACACAAAGUGUUCUGGCUUCUACAUACUCUAGUCAACAAAUAUUUACCAGAUUAUUACAGCAAGGGACUUGAAGGGUUAAAGGUCGACCAAGAUGUUCUGGGGCAGCUAGUCAAAAUAAAAGCCCCAGAACUUUACAAACACAUGGAUGAGUUGGGUUUAAUGUGGUGUAUCGUUUCAACCAAAUGGUUUAUAUGCUGUUUUGCUGAUGUGCUUCCAAUAGAGACUGUAUUGCGGAUAUGGGACAGUUUAUUUUACGAAGGGUCAAAAAUAAUCUUCCGUGUGAGCAUCACACUGAUCCUACAUAACCAAUCAAAACUCAUGAAAUGCCGCCAUUUAGCAGAAAUACUCGAUACAUUCAAGGAAAUACCUAAAGACCCCUUAGCCACAAGAUGUCACGACUUUAUGCAGAGCAUAUUUAAAAUCCCAGGAUCGUUUCCCCAAGCACAGAUAAAAUCACUACGUAAGAGGUACAAAAAACAACAAGAAAAUGGAUAGAAGAAAGAAGAAAUAGAAAAGAAACAUCAACUUAGAUAUUAAAUACCAGUGAAGAACAGAAACGAUCAGAAAUGUUGUUAUAAAGUUUUCAUUAUGUCUCUGUAUGCUCUAGUUUUAGUACACGUACAUGUUUAUUCAGGUACUUUCACAGAGUGAAUUCCAUGUACCAGGUCGUUCAAUAAGUUCACGGAAAAAUGCUCUACCCAAAGGUCAGGUUAUCAUAAUU